GACCGCCAAGCUGAAGGCAAGCAGUUCUUUCGGAAAUGUCUGUAACGGUGCCCUGUCUUCUGAUGAAGAGACCAACAAUGGCUUGAGGUCUCCCAGUUAUAGCAUGGGAACACGGGCCUUUUCCCAUGAGAGUAUUUUUAUGCCUGAUGGGCGAGCAGACAGUGAAGAGUCGAUUCAAGCAAUGUCACAAGAUAAUCUCGUUGGCAAAGUCAAAACUCUUCAGCAACAGCUGGCCAAGAAUAUUAAAUUUGGCCAACCCUCACAAAUGACAGUAUCUGUGAAAACACCUGGGGAAGCUAGUGGAAGUUUGGAAGCAGAUGUGUUGCUGAAUAACCCCAUGGAGACUGUGAUGCCACCAGAUGUGGUCCUUCUAGAGAACCACCACAAAUCAGCUGUGAUGCCAGAUUCCUUAAGUCCCGCAAAUCUGGGUGAAACAAGUCAUGACAGAGAUGAGAAGGUGACGCCUGUCAAAGUGUCAUCUCGGACCAAAAGACACCAUUCCCCUUCUGGAACCAUUGAAACUGUCAACCUUGAUGCCAUCCCUUUCGCCACUGCUUGUCUGGACAACAGUGCAGCAAAGCACAAACUCUCAGUCAGGCCAAAGAAUCAGAGAGUUUCCAAAAAGCACAGAUUGUCAAAGGAGGUACAGAGUUUAAUAGAAGCUGACUUUGGACAAGACUUCCUAGAAUUGCAGGGCCCUGAAGAGAAAAUGACAAAAGAUGAUGGCUACUAUAGACCAGACAAGUUAACCCAGCAUGGAGAAGCCCAGGAACAGAAACCCGAAGGAAAACGAAAACAGGACUAUUGGAUAAAUCUUGAGGCAGGGAAGAAGGAACAAAUGGCUGAAACAAAAUUCAAAAGCCCUGUGGACCACGAAAGACUUCAUGAAUUUGAGGGAAGCCAAGGAGAACAAAGAGGGAAGAAACUGAAACUUCAGGAAGAACAACUUUAUCAAAUAGAGGAGAAAAAAGAUCACGAUUAUCAGGAAAAAGGGCUAAAAGAACAAGAAAAACAGGGAAGGACUGGAGAACUGCCUGAAAAAUUGCAGGCACCAAUCCCCCAAAAAUCUCAGGACCUUGAGGAACAAAAACAAAGGGUUGAAGAACAGGCACAACAUGAACUAGAGGCACAAAGGCAGCAGAAAGAGCACAAACCACGUGAAAUGGACACGCAAUGGCAAAAGGAGAAAAAGAAGAAACAACAAGACCUAGAGACACAAAGGCAGCAGGUAGAAGCAAAAAGACAGGGUGAACUGGAGCUCCAAAGACAACAGCAGGAAGAACAAAAGAGACAACGUGAAAUGGAACUACAGAGACAGAAGGAGGAAGAACAAAAGAGACAAUGUGAAGUGCAAUUCCAAAGGCAGCAACAGGAAGAAGCAAAGAGACAACUUGAACUGGAGAUUCAAAGGCAGCGGGAGACAGAACAAAAGAGACAACAUGAACUAGAACUACAGAGACAGCUGGAAGAACAAACGAGACAACAUGAACUAGAACUACAGAGACAGCGGGAGGAGGAACAAAAGAGACAACGUGAACUAGAACUACAGAGACAGCGGGAGGAAGAACAAAAGAGACAACGUGAACUGGAGCUACAGAGACAGAGGGAUGAGGAAGCAAAGAGACAAAGUGAACUGGAGAUCCAAAGACAAUGGCAGGAAGAACAGAAGCAAUGUGAACAGGAGGCACAAAGGCAACAGGAGGAAAAGAAGAGACAAUAUGAACAAGAAGAACAAAGGCAUAAAGAUUGUACGAUACAGAAAGUCAAAGAUCCAAAAGAAGAAAAGAGACAUCAAGAAAUAGAACAGAAUGACAAUUUGAUCCAGCAGGGAUGGAAAGAUAAAAGGGAAGAACCAGAAAAGGAAAAGGCUGAGAGAGAAAAAAUAAGCCAUCAGUAUUUUGAAAAGCAGAAGAUGAAAGAGCUUAAAACAGUUCAAACUGAAAAGCUGUCUGAACUGAACCAACAACUACUUCCGGAGCAAAAAAGAGAAAUACGACAGAGAAAGAAAGAGCAAGAAAGCAGCAAAAAUUUAGAUGAUAGAAACAAACUGCAAGAGAAGAGAACGGCUAUGAAACUGAAGGGACAAGAAGAGCAACAGCAAAAUCUGAAUGAAAAACAAUUUAGUACUAAUGAACGAAAGCAGGAAAAAUCUGCAAAACUGGUUGGAUCAACAGAACAUCAUAAAACAGCAGAAAUAGGGCAUGUGUGGGCUGAAAAGGAGAUGCAGCAGGAGGAAUUUAUCCAGAGGAUAGAGGAGCCACAAUUGGAAAGACACAAAAUCCUCUGUUUAGAAGAUCAGCUGUCACUGGAAAAGCCAAAAGAAGAGAAGAAAUCCCACCAGUUACACAUGAAUAAGCAUUCAGAAGAUAAACAUUUGGAAACUGUUGAAAAAGAGCUCCAACGUCAAGACGAACCAGGACAGCAACAGAGAACUCAGCUAGGCAAAGAACAGAAGGAAGAAGGUGGUCUAAGAGUUCAUCAGGCGAUGAAUGUUGAAGUUGAGGAACAGGAAAGAGUUCUUGGCGAAGAAUUACGUUGGCAGGAAGUUGAUGCCCGGCAAACGAUGUCCAGAGGCUUCACCUUUCAAGUGUCUUCUGGAGAAAAAGAAAUUAUAUUUCCCAAAGUGAAUUUGAGUCCAGUUACACCUGUGAAAGAGGCUCCACUUCCUCCUGCCACAAAAGAAUUUAAAGACCCCCCUAAGUCUAGUCGAGGUCUUCCAACUUCUUCAUGUGUUCCACAUACAGCAAUCUUGGUAACUGGAGCACAACUCUGUGGCACUGCAGUAAAUCUCAACCAGAUAAAAGACACGGCCUGCAAAUCUUUGCUUGGUUUAACAGAAGAAAAGAAAGCGAUGGAGGCGCCUGAGCCCGAAAACCUCCAGAAAGCUGUUGACGGCAGGCCGCACAGCACUAAAGUGAAGCACGUUCAAGAUUCCGUGGACAACCAAGCCAUACUGGAUGAAUGGGCUUCAAUUCGUUCAAAAAUCUUAAAAGGUGCGGAAAAUGACAAAUUCAGUGAAAAAGACAGUGGAAGUCUUAAUAGGCAUAGUGAUGAUUGGACAGCUAAAGAUCGAAGUCCUUCCCAUGGUAACUUACGAAAGACUUUGUCUGUAAAUGCAAAGUUUUCUAUAACUCCCGCAUGGCAGAAGUUUUCAGAAAUGUCCAAAACCAACGCAACUGCAGAGAAUAAAACUGUUCCUGAAGCAGAAAGUGCAGCAAUGCAGCCGAGUCCGUCCACUCUGCAUUCAGACAAUGAGGCCGUCCAAAUAGAGUCCCUGGCUGGGACAAAGAAUGUAGGAACGUCACCUGGGAAAAUCAGAGGGCGACAGGAAGUAGCAGGGAAUACGGAGGGAUGUAAGUUUGCCAAAGAUCUCCCAUCUUUUCUUGUUCCAAGUCUCCCAUGUUCUCCAAAUAAAGAACUCUCCCCAUCCGAAACUUCGUCAGCCACGGAAACCCAACCCAGCAACGUUGGCUCAAAAAAAUUGGACCGAGCUUCCCCAGGCGGAGAAGAAAAUGUCUCCCCGUUUGGAGUGAAGUUAAGGAGGACCAAUUACUCUUUGCGUUUUCACUACGACCAGCAAGCGGAGCAGAAGAAGAAGAAACGAUACAGUGCAGGAGAUAGUUUUGACGGCUUGCCAACUCCACUUACCCCAGACAAUGAACAAGAUGCAAAACCUUUAUUUUUAAAAGAUGUCAAAUCUCCGAGUCAAGACAGGAAAGAUGCAAGGCUUAAUUCUGAUAACACCACAUUAACUAUUAUUAGUCGCAGUUACACCAUAGUUGCACCGAUAUCUUCUCCUACUGGACCUAUGUCUGCACCUGGUCAAGAAAAAUCUGCUUCUAAAUCACCCCUACCACCAAAACCUGCACUGGCUCCGAAGCCCAUCAGCCAAACACCACCUCCAUCUCCUCUCACAAAACCCCGUAGAUCUCACUUCACUGAGCCCAUCGGGAAAAGGGUAUCUAAAAUGGAACCUGACAUCAGCUGGAGAAAAAGUGAAGGUAAAGGGAGUCCUCAGCCCUCCCAAACACCCGGUGAAAGCAAGAAUGAGGAGGAAGAAUCGAGAGAGAAGAAAUCGUUUUUUCCAUCCAUCACCAUGCCCUGGAGAGAGAAAGUGGAGAAAAAGCCAGAGCCAUUGAAAAAAGAAAGGCCAGUUCUUCAGAGCAGGCAUUCCAUCGACGGUUCAAAAGUGAUGGAGAAAGGGGAAACCGCGCAGCCUCUGUGGAUCACUUUGGCAUUGCAAAAACAGAAGGGCUUUCGGGAGCAGCAAGCAACCCGCGAGGAAAGGAGGCAAGCCAGAGAAGCCAAGCAGGCUGAGAAAUUGGCUAAAGAAAAUGCCAGCAUAAACAACCAGGCAGAUAAUAAAAGCAAUAAUGUGAGCAGGUCAAAUGUACUGCAAAAAUCCACUGGUCCAGAAGAGGAGAAAAAAAUGGAGACGGCUAGGUCAAGAUUUGAACGUAGAGAACAGCUCAAAAAAUCGAAUACCCUGCCUUCAUCCGUCACAGUGGAGAUCACCGAUUCCCUUUCCUCGUCGCCUUUGGCUAAAGAAGUCACCAAGAGAUUCUCUACGCCGGAUGCUAACCCCGUCUCAACCGAACCUGCUUGGCUGGCCUUAGCCAAGAGAAAAGCGAAAGCUUGGAGCGACUGUCCUCAGAUCAUCAAAUCUGAUUCAAGAUGAUGAAAUUGGUUUAACGAGGGAAACUGAAUUGGGACUGCCAAAUUCCAGCCAGCAGGACAGCAACAAAGACAGCAACAACUCUCCUAAAUCUUUGCUGUUUUAUAGAUUUGCAGCUGAGCUACGAAAGCCUUUGAUUUGAAAAGCUAAUCGUAAGGAAAAUGUGAUCUUUUUCCCCCUGAGUAUUGAUGCCCUUUUAAAAUUGGUAUUCCUAAAUUAUCAGUCAGUUAUAUUUUCUAGUUAGACAUGUAAAUAUGCAAAAAUAAUGUUGUGUUGUACUAAACAUCAGAUUGCUGGAUAUAAAAAAUGGUUGAAACAAAAUUUGAAUGCAGAAUUUCUAUUUCUCUUCCUUGUAACAUCAGUUUAGAAUGAAAUCACUUUUAAGACAGAGAAGUGCAGCCUACCAUUCAUUACAUUCUCAUUCGAAAAUCCCACCUCAAAAACAACGAAAACCCACCCAUACACACACUAUGUACCUGGAGUCAGGAAAAACCCUAAUUCAAGGAGCAGUGCAAAAAUUGCAAUUUUGGUCCAAGACAACCAAACAGAUGCAGUUACGGAAUAAGCAUAAAAGCGCCGGAGAAAAUGUUUGUUGUGUUUAGGGAGAAGCACAAAGAUGCUAAGUUUAAUAGCUGAGCAACUGUCCCAAAGAAAGUUAAUUCUUGUAGCCAUUGUCACUUUGGUCUUUUAAGUGAAUUCAGGACAUAAACCUCCUUCAAGACUCAAUCUUAAAUGAGAUCAGGAAUGCCUAUUAGAAAUACAGCUGAAAGGAUGAAGUUAGGAUGUCCUAGUGACUCAGUAGAUAGAGCCAAGGUGGGGGUUUGAAGAGUGAAAAAUGACUUUUUUGCCACUCUCACAAAGAGUGAAGUGUUCAUCAUUUAAAUUAAUCCUUAUUCACCCUUAUAGCAACUAAACAAUCUUCUUCCGUUCAAGAACAGUUUGCAUUUCUUCUGGAUUUCAGACUUCUUCUGGUGGGUGAAUUCUGGCUCACCCACAAUUUACUGAUUUCAUUAUCAUAGAUAAUGCAAUCUUCGACGAGGUGAUCCCAGGAACAGCUUCUACCGAAUGUGUUACAAACAACAUAGAGGAGAAACAGAUGCAAAUUUGGUAAAGUUGUGUUGUGACUAAGGUUAACACAAUUCCCUACCCCGAAGGUGGCCGACAUUUACAAGCAUUUUAAUGUGCAUAGACUGGUGUCAACAUGCUGUUGCAAAAAAAAUAAUAAUCAUCAUCAUAAUUGUGUACAACUCUCUAAUUUCCUCCAACUCAAUUACACUUCUAGACUGGGGAAAUAGACUUGGAGAAAAAGAGGAACGGGAAGGGGGGGGGAAAUUGGUGAGGUGGACAGAGCCAAGCGCCACAAAAUAAGGUAAUUUUGCAGGGAAGUGGGUAUCAUUUUGCAUGAGAAAUAUGGGGAAACAAAACUCCCCAAAUAACUCUAGAGGUGGUUAAUGCAGAGCUUAUAGUCUUGUAAAUAGUUCUAUAGCAGUUUUUUCAAGCAUGAGGAUUCACAGUGAAUGAAAACUAUAUACAGUCCAGGGAAGCAAAGCAAGAGUCAAGGGGCCAUAGGAAGUUCUGCUGCUCUGUUCUCCCAAUUUUACUCUGGUCUUUCAGGACCAGCCACCAUCCCAACAUAUUCAUUAUCGACAUUUAUAGCCCUUAAUUAUCCUUCAGUGUUCAAAGACUCCUGGACAGCGAUGGAGUGUUCUUUUCCUAACAUUCUCUACCUAACAGGUGUGGUGAGACAACAGGUGAAUUGCAUUCGCUGCCGCUCCGCACGUACAGACACAUUCCUGCAGGCCAAAAGUUGGCCCACCGUGCAACGGAGUUUUGUAUUAACAGUCUCGAUUUCUGCGUCAGUAAUUGGAUCAAAGCUGGGCUACAUGAAAUAUUUUGUUUGUAAACGUUUCUAGAAGCCUGUUUUAAAAACAUUGUCAUUUCAUAUAAAGUCAACUUGAACUUUUGCACUAAAUACCAAUGAAGUGUUACUUUGCUUAAGCCUUUCUUAAUAAACAAAUAAACCUGGAGUAACUUCCAACACUUUAAAACUGAUCAAACCUCUUUGCACAAUUGUGGUCUCAAUUUU
Pseudonaja textilis is the source of this 6761-nucleotide messenger RNA. Lineage: Eukaryota; Metazoa; Chordata; Lepidosauria; Squamata; Elapidae. The record is from RefSeq and is a predicted model, not a curated record.